Molecule: messenger RNA, 6289 nt
Organism: Amoebophrya sp. A25
Lineage: Eukaryota; Dinophyceae; Syndiniales; Amoebophryaceae
Source: the annotation of a GenBank genome assembly
AGGUUAUUUGCUAAGUUGUACCCACAAAACUAGUCAUCAAAAUUUCUAUUUUAGAGAAUCCCGCUUUUCUUCAUCCGCCGUUGUACAGCUACUAAAUUGAAAAUUUAUUCCAUGUUAUUCCAUGUUCAUAUCUUUCCGCUUCUUCACUCUGAUGUCUUCUUGUUCCUUCUAAUUCUAUGAAGAUGUAGUAGUUGAUUUGCAUGUGUUGUUGUUAUAAACUCGCUUCCAACUACUAGUCUGCUAUGAUUUCUUAUUGACGUUCUUGUAGAUAGGUGCUUGUGAAAUAAUUGAAGAUCAUUCAUUGCAGACGAAUCUUUAAUAUCUUUCUUGCACCUAGUGCAUCAUAGUGGCUUUAGUACAGUCACAUGGUCAGCUUUUUCUUCAUCAAUCAUCUGGAUCUUAAUUUACUUCGAUUUUUCUUUUUCAUCGUCAUUUACUCUUGAUGAGCAUAGUUUGUUGCUUGUUACUUAGUAAGUGUAAAAGAAGAACAGAUCUUCAAAAAAAAUGGGCGCUGCCGAGUCUGUCCCCAGCGCCGAGCACUCUACCCUCUGUGAGAUAGAGGCGCGGUUGUUGGAGCAUGCUCGAGUGCCUGUGCGUGUGCGGGAUUUGAUACUGCCGCAACGCCAAGAAAGUAUUCAUUAUGCGCGAAUCGAGGGCAGAGGGCAGGUCGGAAAUGGCCUCCCUAUGGUGGUUAUUCACGGAUACGGUGGCGGCAUUGGAGUCUACUAUCGAAUGAUGAAAUUCUUAAGGCCAAAUUCACUUUGAUGUUGAUUAACUCAUCCACUAAAUCUUUCUAUCGAGGAUUCUAAUUCUUGUUGUUCUUUUAGAUGCUACUGUCUGAGAUGCACUAGAUUAGGGCCAGCAGCAGAAGCUAAACAAAGAAUACUAGGUAGAACAACUACUAUAAAUUACCCGCGCUACCUCACUUAGACUUCUAACCACUAUGGCUGAACGUUGGGCAGGACCGAUCUAUUUCCUAGACUUACCAGGGAUGGGAAGCUGCAUGCGCAAAGAGAAGAAGUUUCAGAACGCGCAAGACGUGGAGCACUUCUUCGUCAAACGUCUCAAGUUCUGGGUCGAUUCCGUGCUUCCUCAAUCUACAAGAGCGCGACUCAGUGCAAAUAAUACAGCAAAUUCAAACGGGGCGACAAGUUGUGCUGUUGGUACUUCCACGGAUGAACAGCAAUUUGCUCCUGACGCACGCGUGGAGGUUGUUGGAGAAGGUGAACAAAUGCAAAAUGGCAGCACCGGAAGUAAUAUUAAAGGUAACAGCAAAAGCAGUGAUGAACAACAUGAUCCCUCUUCGGGUCUUGGUGAUGGCCCAUCCUCCUCGGCAAGCGAUUCUACUCGAGCACCAUCCUCAGCAAAGGUUGCAUUCAGUAUGACGACCCACACGGUUACCUACGAUCCAUCUAGUCCUGGAGAGAAGCAGACGUCUGAACCUGAAGCAGGUCCUCUAGUCGAAGAAGCUGAUUAUUUAGAUCAGGACGUGGAUGAACAGGAGGGUGCUUCCACAACUAGGACAUCUACUUCUGCAGCUAAGAACACGACGGGACCGGGAGUCGGAGGAAACUCGGUCUCAAAUAAUAACUCUGGAGGUUCAACAUCAAGUCGCAAAUCUCGUAGUGCAGUCCAGCCGGAUCGCUAUACUGACAAGUUUGUUCUCGUCGCGCAUUCUUUCGGUGGUUACCUGUCGACUGCGCUUGCUGGACAGAUCAAAGACCGCAUCGCUGGCCUCGUUCUCCUCUCUCCAUGCUUUGGGUUCCCUAAAACCCGGGUUCCGAAGGAGAGCGAGAAAGGCUAUACCGAAAAGAUGUCAGAGCUUGCUUUCGGCGCUCUCGAAAGCAAUGCUGGACCAGGAGGUGUUGCACGUUUGGUAGGCGGAUCAUUUGGGGGCACAAUGUUUCGGCACUGGGUAAGAACGAGGUUCAUGCAGCCACCACCAGAGAAGGAGUACGAUGCACUUGUGGAUUACCUCGUGGGGAUCAACUACGGUACUUACCUAUAAUCUUAAAGAAUAAAUCUUUGUUUGCUUUGUUCCGUUUUACUUUCGGAACCUCUUUUCUCCAACGUUAUUACCUCGUGGGGAUCAACUACGGUACUUACCUAUAUAAAGAAUAAAUCUUUGUUCUUUGCUUUGUUCCGUUUUGCUUCCUCUGUUUUUUACCUUCGAACCGGAACCUCUUUUCUCCAACGUUUUUAUUUGCUUUCCGUUUAUUUACAACUAAGUACUUAGCUACUUUCAAAGAUCAUUGAGAGUAGGAGAACCCACGACUGACCAUGAUCAUGAUGAUACCCAAUGAUCAUCGUGGUCGUGUACCAACGACGUCAAGUAGCAAUUUUGAUUCUUUGUCAUCAAUUCAACUUGAAUUUACUUAUGUAUUAUUUCAGAUGCCCCGCCCGGUACGGAGCAAAGUGUCUUCGCUUGUUUUGGUCAGUACAUGGUUCCGCUAGCCGAGAUUCCGUUGAUUGAGCGCGUGGGCAAGCACUUAGACGGCCUACCGAUCAUCUCCUUUUUCGGAUCCGAGGACUGGAUGGACCGUGAGGGCGCUUCUUAUCUUGGCGACGUCGCUGUCAUCGACAAAUGCUCUCAUCAGAUGGCUUUGGAGUAUCCCAGAGUAGUGGCACGGAGCAUCAUGUACUUCUGCAAGUGGAACAUUGAUCCUCAAACCGAACCUCUAGUCGCGCAAUGGAAAGCAAGGAUUGCGAAUCCUAAACGCGGAAGGCGUGCCACGGGAUCGCAUGCCAUGCUGGCAAAUAGAAGAGCAGCAGCUGCCACGACUGCGAACUUGUCAGCAUUGGACAAAACAACGGUGAAGUCGAAUCAAAAUGCUCUGCAAGCACAAGUAAGUGUGGGAGAUCUUGGAAGUGCUGAAGUAGGCGUGGGUGAAAUUGUCAAAAUUGAACCAGUACCAGAACAAACAGAACUUCUACCACCACCGAGUCAAGACCAAGAUGCUGCUCCUGAGUUCAGGGAUAGCUUGUUUAUGGGAGGUGACUUGCCUACUUUUGCUGAUAAAGGAACAAAUGAAGCAAAAAACAAUCAAGCUGAACAAGAUCAUCAACCUCAUGCUCAACGCUACCCACCUCCACCUCCUCGCUCAACAAAACAACAAGAGCAAGACCAACUACCUUCUAAGGCGCCUAGAAAUUCCGGGAGAAGUAAAAGUGCAGAAGUUCUUGGUGGUGAUCGAUCGCCUCAACCACGACGUGACAACAACUCAGCAGCUAGAGGUGACAGUAGGAGGACCUUUUCUCCUCCUCCACCUUCUACGUCGAAAUCGCGGAAUAGCUUUUUCGGUGGCCGCACUCCCGCAGUGGUCAUUCGUCCCGAGAAAGAGGUUACUAAGGAAGACCUGCUGAUGUCGAAAAAUCCAAAGUAUUCGAAGCGACCCUACAAGAAGAUCGUGCAGAUGAACAAGCGCGUUUUAGUAUGGUGGUUGCCAAAUGAGUCGGGCAGUGGAACAACUGACAUUCGAGAUUUUAGACCGGAUGAUGUCGUUCUUGGUCGUGGCGAGACUGUUCAACAAGAAGAUGAUCGCGAAGACCUCUAUUCUACCAGUAUUAAGGCUGUACCUAAUACAUCUUUGGACGUAUCCUUGGAACUACGUAUGGAGGAGUAUCCUAAGGGAAUACUCUCCCAUACUUUUCAAGGAUGCACUUGAAAGAUGAACUACGGACAGCUCUAACAGUAGUGACGAUCAUCAAUAUGAAGAAGAUUUUAGUGGAGAUGAAGUACUUCUAGCGGACGGUCACGGUGCACGACAACAAGUAGAAUCUUCAACUUCACUGUCGAAGAAAUAUGGAGGCGCAACUUCUCGAACUGGAGGAAAAGCAGGAGAAAGUAAGAUGAGUGGUGCGAACAACCAGGAUGCAGAUGAAGUAGAUCAUCGACGAAUAAGAAAAAUUGCCGAAGAUCAUCAUCACCAGAGCAGGACGACGAGUGGCAGAAGUGGAGGUGCUGGAGCCUCUUCGUCAUCUGGAGCAGAAAAUAAUGGAGAAGAGAAAGGGGAUAACAAGAAGAAGAAUAGCAACAGCAGAAGUCGUAGUACAGGACGUGGCAGGAGUGGAGAUCAACAUGAACAUCGUGGUGGAGGCGCACCUCCUGGAGCUAGUACCUCAGAGCCUGUUUUGAAACCGAAAAUCGUUGUUGAUUUUAUUGCACCACGACGAAUUAAGAUCGAACCAUCAGACCAGCAAGGCCAAGGAGAGAUUGAUGACGAUGACUACUCAGUUACAGGACAAGGUUCAGACCAACAAAUUCGAAGCAUUUUUAGAAAAUCUUCUUCUCGUGACAACAUGAACAGUGAUAGCAAGAUGAGCGAGAAGGACAAACAGAUAGCCGAAAUCCUUCAGAUGAGGGCGACUAGUCCUAAAACUCCGAAACGAUUUGGAGCAGGGGCUGAAAAAGCUACAACAGAAACUGUUGCGAGUUGGGCAGGAGCAGCUUCGCCAAGAGACGGAGAAACAACUGGAAGAUUGGUGGAUCCACGUGCUGCUACUGGUGUGGCGAAGAACAACUCCCAAUCUUCAACAAAUGAAAUCCGAGCACAGGAUCUCAUUCAUCCCGGAAUUAUAGUUGACCAUAGCAGCAAGAUGAACAAACUGGGUACAAAUUCAAACACCAGCAGCAUAGACGGGGAACCGAGUGGGGCUACUUCUGAUGGGGCAGCCUCUACCUCCAGAAGAGGCACGACAACUGACAUCAAGCUUAUUAAUAGAACAACUUCUACUUCACUUCGUGCAGGAGGAAGCGGAAAGGUACAACUAGGUGGAGAUAAGGAUCCUCCUGAAAAAUCGUCUACUUCUGGUGACACUCCUAGAGGUGCUCAGGGCUGGUUGCAGACGUUUCUUGCCAAAACGAUCGAUGAGGACGGCGAAAACGACGAGGUGCAAGAGCAGGAAGAACGACGACGGGAAGAGCGGCGCGAGCACAGGCGAAAGCUGAGGAGAGAAAGAACGCAGGAACUUUCCAACUCUAUGCGUCGUUUGACAGGAAGGGAAAUGAUCCUGACCCGACCUGGAGGUGGAUCGCCUCAGGAUUCGGAAUUCCUUCAACAAGGAGAAAUGAUGAACAUGUUAAACAAUCAAAAGGAAGAGAUGAUUGGCGGAACAUCACAGACAAACAGUAAGAAUAGCUACAGUCAACAUUUGAUGAACAACAAGCGGACCACUACCACUAGCGCGAAGAACUUCAACACGUCGGAUCGAAUCGCGCAGCAGCUUAACCAGUACCAUGAAGUGGAAAACAUCAACAACAAUCCCACACGUGAUGUUGAUGAGCAGGAACGAAAUAUUUUCGAUGGCGAUGUCGAUCUCGACUUAACCUCGAGUGAUGAAGAACUCACCCAGAAGAAGGAGCACCUGAAAUCGAGACCCACAAUUUUAGCUGACUUGAAGCCGAUUAAAUUCACGGAAAUCUAGUCGAACGAAGACUCUUAUACUAAAAAAGGAGGUAAAGUAAUUCUCAUUUGAAGGUGUACUAACAAACAUGUAAAACUAGAGAAAAAUAGAACGGCAAGCAUUUCGAAGAUAUUGUGAUGAAUAACCUUGUUUGUGCACGACUAUUUCUAUUUGGUAAAACACAGCAGAAAAUACAACUCGCUCUUGGACUUAUUAUAUAUAUAAUUAUUUGCUUCACUUAAUAUCGCUAUCGGAAGCAGCUUAAUACCUAUGAAAUUUAAAAGUAUACUCUUGUUCUUCUACUUGGUUCGACGACGAAAUUUUUAAGAUUGUAGAAGUAGUUGUUGUUGUACAGAAUGUAUCCAAAGCGACAUCAUAGUGCCAUCAAACACCUAAUAUUCGGGAUUAAGAGCAGCAGUCUCUCCGUUUUCGUCUUCAUGAAAGUACUAGUGCUCAGGCGCAAAUGAUAGUAAAAAUAAUUUUGUCAAUGCAUAAAGGUUAUUCACUGCAACAACGUCUAGUUUUCAUUUUGUUAGGUUAUCAUGUUUAGGGAGCUAGUGUAAACGAAGUUCGUGUGGAGUUCAGGUAGGGGGCUCAUAGAAUACAUCGAACCAAAAAGCGCAAAAAUGAAUGAACUCCGAUGUUGCCAUCAUUAAAUGUUAACGUUACAACAACACCAAAAACAUACGAAAUGAAAAGAGAGGCUUCAUUUCCGUGUAAGGUAUUUGCAUCUGGGACCACGAGGAGUUCACACUUCAGAUCUUGCGGCUUUUCGUAUGCGUAGUUGCUACGUGGUUACAUCGUCAUUCGUGCUGAAAAAUGAACAAAAAUGCCUCGUUUAUUCGUGCUUGAUAUCUUCAUAUAGUGGUGGAGUUCCGAGACCGAG